GCCCUUGGAAAUACGACCACACUUAGACCAACAGUAUGGGUAUCCUCACUUUGAAGCGAAAGUGGUCGCGGAGUCUUCCUCUCCGCGACUCGGUGUCUACGAGCGGCCGCAAUCCAUCCAUUGCAACAGAACAACCGACGGCACACAAACAAGUUCAAUCUCAACCGCGAUCCAGCCCGAAAGCAUCGGUAUAUGAGCAUUCUCCACCUCACUCCGGAACGACUCUCCAUGACCCUGAUCAUGCCCCGUCUCGCGUCUCGAUCGAUAUCUCGAAUGAUGCCACACCAUCCGACACUUUGGUGCAUGUCAUGACCGUAGGCGACAGCGUAAUAACUGUCGAGACACAUCGAGCAGACGCCGAAGAAGCCGAGCAACCCAAAAAGACAAAGAAAAAGAGCUUCAGUCUCAGAAGGGUCAAGACAGCUCCAGGUGCUCUGCACCGUGGUGUCGCUCAUGGCUCCGUUACGACAAUCGAGUCCACGCCCUCUGGCAGUCGCCUGCGAGCCUGGUCGUAUCCGCAAGUCAACUGGAAAAGGCUCAACUUUGUACGCCGUGUCCGUCGUAGCGCCGAUCGCAAACACGCUCGCAAAGGCAAGGCUCCCUCUCGACAGAAUUCAGGUCGUCAGUCCCAUGCUGAUAGUGCAGCUUCUCCGACACAAACUCAGUCUCCGCUCAUGUCCGGAGCUGUUCAGGCCUCACCGCCGCGUUCGCAUAGGGCGUCGUAUGGGACUGACAUCUCUCCACGAGCUUCGGCUUGUUUGGGAAUCGAACCUCCUACUGCCGUACAUUUCGACAGCUCUCCUAGGAGGUCGUCUCCAAACUCAGAACACCCUAGUGGAGAGCACGUCGAACGCAAGGACUCACAUUUUCCUGAAGCCAAGCAAGCGAAAGACAAGGUUGCUCUUGACCUGGAAGCGGUGACCGUGCAGCUCACCUCUGACAAGCAAACACAAGGAAGUUCUUCCUUCCUGCUUCACCCUUUUGACUGGCUACGACAGCAUCACAACUCUGCGUUCCCUUCAUCAUCGUCAGACUCGUCGUCAUCUUCUAGCUCCAUGCCGCCUUCGCCUACGACGCGUCCUGCACGUCUGGCACGCCGAUCAAGAGAGACAUAUUCUUUCCACAGAUCAGAGGUCUACCCGACUAGGAAAGAAAAUAUCAAUCUACAAACAGCACUAGGCAAAUCCUCCAUGUGUUCCACACGCGAACAGCUCUACAUGGAGUCCGGUCCCAAGCUACCACCCGGUCUUGAAGUGCCUGAAGUAGGCCACGCCGGUCCAUCGGACUGGAUCCAUCGCGGCUGGGCUGAGCACUAUCGUCGAGAAGCUGAAGUAUCCAAUCGAGCUUGUCACCCAUUAGCUGCCGCACGCUUCCUACCCACCAAAGCCGAAGAAUUUAAACGCUAUUACAUGCCUCAGUCAAAGCAAGAGCCAUUUUACCCACAAGCUGGACCAUCGGCCUCGCAAAUGUAUGCAGGGACCUACACCCGGGCUUGGGACUUUGCGUUCGACACCAAGGGCAAGCGUAGACAGGAUACUUGUGUGACUACUGUCACGUUGGAUGAUUGUGAUUUCGAGAAGGAGUAG
Messenger RNA from Aureobasidium pullulans EXF-150, 1586 nucleotides. RefSeq lists its product as uncharacterized. NCBI's taxonomy places the organism in Eukaryota, Fungi, Ascomycota, Dothideomycetes, Dothideales, Saccotheciaceae. The record is from RefSeq and is a predicted model, not a curated record. Bases 36 to 1586 code for a protein of 516 amino acids. The transcript has a single exon.